GUCUAAAUAUAUUCUUCGGACCAUCUGAGAGGGUUGAACAGAGAGCGAGAUUGUGAAGAAGAAGAAGAUGAAGCUAACGUGGAACAAGAACCCUAAGAAACGAUCUCGUGUAGCUUUACCGAACAUCCUCGAUGUUCCUUUCGAGAAGGAAGCUCCAGAGACCAAAUCUCAGCGCCUAGAAGAUGAUUUAGAGGUCGUAGAAAAUGAUGGGAGACUCGAUCUCGAAGCGAAGAAGCUCGCAGAUUCGUUUAGAGCACAAGGAGACAAGCUCGCUGAGGAAGGAAGAUACGAGGAGGCUCUAGGGAAAUGGGAAGCUGCUCUUAAUAUCGGGCCUCAAAAUGCUAUCAUUCAUGAACAAAAAGCUCAAGUCUUUCUUGAGAUUGGUGAUCCAUGGAAAGCACUCAUGGCUGCUACACGAUCUACUGAGUUAGAUCCAUCGUGGGCUGAGGCGUGGACUACUCUUGGAAGAGCACAACUCAAUUUUGGAGAGCCUGACAGUGCUAUCAGCAGUUUUGAAACCGCAUUAUCCAUCAAUGCGGAAUCCAAAGAGGCAAAAGAGGAUUUACAAGCUGCAAAACAACUAAUAAAGAAGAGAGAACAGCUUCAGACAUCAGGACAGGACACUGACGCUAAACGUUUUGUGGUCGGCGACAAGAAAAUAGAGCCAAACUAAUGAACCAGGGACUUGUACUUUAGGCAUAGAGUAGAACUUGUACAGUGUAAUAAGAACAACAAAUAGAAGAUUGUUCUUCGUCAAGGCAAAGACUUAAAAGCCAUUUGUCUGAAGAAACUUCUGAAUCUUUCCAGUAUAAGUACUUUUGAAGGUGGUCCUGAAAAAAAAACACACAUUCCUUGGAACCAUA
Brassica napus (rape) is the source of this 863-nucleotide messenger RNA. RefSeq names its product tetratricopeptide repeat protein 33. Lineage: Eukaryota; Viridiplantae; Streptophyta; Magnoliopsida; Brassicales; Brassicaceae. Bases 68 to 673 code for a protein of 201 amino acids. The record is from RefSeq and is a predicted model, not a curated record. Gene Ontology annotation, molecular function: protein binding. The transcript is spliced from 5 exons.